Molecule: messenger RNA, 2244 nt
Organism: Chrysochloris asiatica (Cape golden mole)
Lineage: Eukaryota; Metazoa; Chordata; Mammalia; Afrosoricida; Chrysochloridae
Gene: TMC5
Product: transmembrane channel-like 5
Exons: 17
Coding region: 1-2244 (747 amino acids)
Cellular component (GO): plasma membrane
Molecular function (GO): mechanosensitive monoatomic ion channel activity
Source: RefSeq, a predicted model, not a curated record
AUGUCAUCCGAGGACCCAGGGAAUGACAUCAUCAUAGAGGUUGAGAAUGUUCCAUCUGGGGUUCAAAGCCACCCACUCUCGAAUGAGAUUUUUCAAGAAAGAGUGCUGGUACGCUCCGGCCUCAGCAGGAUGACAUCAAUUUCUGACAUCGAUGUAAUAGACUCUCCGAUUUCCAGCAGACGGAAUUACAAACAACACAGGCAGUUGUCACAGUUUUCAACAUCUCUGAAUGAAUCAAUUUCUCAGACCCUUCACAUCCCAGAAUGCAUGGGGCUGGGCACUCCUUGUACUUCACUUGAAAGCAUUCAAGGUCAAAAGCUAAUUGCAUCUCUGAUCCCCCUGAGCCCAAGAGACAGAAAUAAGGCUAUCAGGAACCAACCAAGGACCAUGGAAGAGAAAAGGAAGCUCAGGAAAAUUGUUGACACAGAGAAAAGUAAACAGUCUCAUCAUAUCAUUCACUUUAAUUGCUGUACUCAUUGUCUGAACUCCAUUUCACUGGCUUACCGGAGAUCCAGGAAUAGUCUGUCAGAAGUCCUCAACUCCAUCAGCCUGUGGCAGAAGACGCUCAAGGUCAUUGGAGGCAAAUUUGGAACCAGUGUUCUCUCCUAUUUCAACUUUCUAAAAUGGCUUUUGAAGUUCAACAUUUUCUCAUUCAUUGUGACCUUCAGCUUCCUCAUAAUCCCUCAGUUUACUGUGGCUGAAAAGAACACCCUCCAGUUCACAGGAUUGGAGUUUUUAACUGGGGGGGGUUACUUUCGGGACACGGUGAUGUACUACGGCUUUUACACCAAUUCUACAAUCCGGCAUGACAACAGCUGGGCAUCCUACAACAUGCAGCUGGCCUACAUCUUCACAAUCGGAGCGUGCUUGGUCACCUGCUUCUUCAGUCUGCUGUACAGCAUGGCGAAGUAUUUCCGGAACAACUUCAUUAACCCCCACCUUUACUCCAGAGGAAUUGCUAAACUUAUCUUUUGCUGGGACUUCACUGUCACUAAUGAGAAAGCUGUCAAACUGAAACAGAAGAAUCUUAGUACCGAGAUCAGGGAGAAUCUGUCAGAAAUCCGACAGGAGAAUAUCAAGCUGACACUAAACCAGCGGCUGACCCGUCUGUCUGCCCAUGCAGUGGCCUGGGUAGUCUCCACUGGGGUGGCCAUUGCCUGCUGUGUAGCUGUUUACUACCUGGCUGAGGACAACUCAGAGUUCCUGAAAAGGCACAGGGACCCCGGGGCUGUGCUGUUACUGCCGUUUGUCGUGUCCUGCAUCAACCUGGUAGUACCACGCCUCUAUUCCAUGUUCGGGCUGGUGGAGAGGUAUGAGUUGCCGCGCCAUGAAGUCUACACCCUCCUGAUUCGAAACAUCUUUUUGAAAAUAUCCAUCAUUGGAAUUCUGUGUUACUAUUGGCUCAACAUCGUGGCCUUGGCUGGUGAAGAGUGCUGGGAAACCCUCAUUGGCCAGGAAAUCUACCGGCUCCUUCUGAUGGAUUUCGUGUUCUCCUUAGCUGAUUCCUUCCUUGGGGAAUUUCUGAGGAGAAUCAUUGGAAUGAAACUUAUCACCAGCCUGGGCGUACAGGAGUUUGACAUCGCCAGAAAUGUCCUGGAGCUGAUUUACGCACAAACCCUGGCGUGGAUUGGAAUCUUCUUCUGCCCUCUGCUGCCCUUUAUCCAAAUGAUUGCUCUGUUCAUCAUGUUUUAUGUCAAAAAUAUCAGCCUGAUGAUGAAUUUCCAGCCUCCCAGCAAAGCCUGGCGCGCUUCACAGAUGAUGACGUUCUUCAUCUUCUUGCUCUUUUUCCCAUCCUUCACCGGGGUCCUGUGCACCCUGGCCAUCACCAUCUGGAGAUUGAAGCCUUCAGCCAACUGUGGCGCAUUUCGAGGUCUGCCUUUCUUCAUUCACUCCAUCUACAGCUGGAUCGAGACACUAAGUAACAAGCCGAGUUACCUGUGGGUUGUUUGGAUCUACCGCAACCUCAUUGGGAGCGUGCACUUCUUUUUCAUCCUCACCCUCAUUGUGUUAAUCAUCACUUAUCUUUACUGGCAGAUUACAGAGGGAAGGAAGAUUAUGAUCCGACUACUCCAUGAGCAGAUCAUUAAUGAGGGCAAAGAUAAGAUGUUCCUGAUUGAAAAGCUGCUCAAGUUGCAGGACGUGGAGAAGAGAGCGAACCCCAGCUUGCUGACGCUGGAAAGGAGGGAGGUGGAGCAACAAGGUUCUUUGCAUUUGGGGGAACAUGAUGCUACGCAUGGUGAGUAA